UCGACACAUUUGCUUUGGCAUCGUCAUACAUUCUUAUUAGACCAUUUCGGUUUGUCCACGGCAAAUACUCAGUUCUUAUUAGUAAAUUCUCACCUUUCGAACAGCAACAAAAAAGUUACUAUCAAACAAUUUCUUUAAAGUCUUUUGAGAACCGGGUUGUAUUGUAUAUGAGAGUUUGUAAUGUACAUAAACCGGCCAAGGGCAGAGUGUCCUAGCGAAGGAAAAGAUAACAGUAGCUUUUAUACUUUCAAAAUUGCACAAUUUUCAUGAAUUUAAGAAUGCAAUUGCGUUGUCCAACGUAACCAAAGAAAAGGCACAUUAAGAAAAGAGAGAGGAAGUGAAUGAUAGGAAGUUGGCAGCACAAACGAUCAACCGACCGGGUGGUGUGAAAGGGAGUGGCGAGUAAACUCUGCUACAUUUAAGACGAUUUUGGCAGUCCGAAGAAAAUUUCUAUAUAGAAGCUGAAUGAGAAUUCUGGGCGUGCUGUGGACCCUCCUUAAAAUGCUCUACCAACUGCUAUGGUGUUCGGCGCGCUUACUCUCAGUGCUUUUUAAUGUCUUCUGGUUCACCUGCAAUCUUGCAUCGGCGUGUAUACCAUGGUUGACAUUGGUGCUACUCGUGGCUUGUGUGGCUUCCAAAUUCGCCAAGCUACGCAGUCCGGAUGAGAAGCGUUUGCUUAGUUUGCUGGGUGGUUGCGCGCCGGAGGAGCUAACAUAUUGGCCAAUUGCAAAUCGUGGUGCUGGCUAUGAUGCGCCUGAAAACUCCAGAGCUGCAAUAAAAAAGUGCGCGGCACGCGGCUAUCGCAAUGUGCUACUGGAAGCCGGAUUAACGGCGUGUGGUGAGGUAGUUAUUGUAAAUCGGGAAACGCUGGAACGUGCCGGUUUAAUGGGUGGCAUUGCCCGCUACACCCUGGAAGAAUUGGGCAAAUUGAAUAUAACCGAGCUGCAUCCAUUAGGCUCACAAUUUGAGGCUGAGCGCAUACUCACACUUACAGAGUUAAUACAACUCUUGGAGGAACAACAACGAAUAACUGUCUUCUUGCACAUUUUGGACAAUAGCGUACGAAUGCUGGAACAGUUAAAGGCUAUAAUAAAAGCUAAUUCACAAUUUUCCUCACGCACAAUACUCAUCAGCCGCUCACCAUAUGCCAUCUAUCAGUUACGCAAGUUACAUCCAGAAUUGAUUUGCGGCCUUUGGACAGAAAAAUCGCUUUCAUUGGCAAUUCUGAAGGCCUCAACACUGAUCACAUCGAUUUACGGCGCAUUCUUUCGCAAUAUUAUUGCACCAGUGAUUGGAAUUAGCGUUGUAUUUGUCAGCAAAGAAGAAUUCAACCUUCACAUCGCUGAACUUUGGCGCAAUGUGGGCGUCCGUCCAUUGGUAUAUAAUGUAAAUUCGCCCAAUGAAAAACGAUAUUUUCAAAAAACAAUGAAAACUCAAUAUUUAACCGAUUCGUUACGCUCCGAACCACACCUGCUAAUGAAGGCUUAGUUAAAAAAAAAAUAGGUUUUACACGUACAUUGCACGGAUACCUAUAUUUUCCAUUAAAUAUAUUUUUUCCUGCAGACAUAGUACACACACCUACAUUUUUAAAUUACACUGCAUUUAAAAAAUGCGCAAAUACCAACAUGCUUUUUUUAUAAAUUACUUUGCUGGUGGCACAAAUUCUGCAGAAACUCAAAUUAACACUUAGCAUUUAGGCACAUGCAGGUGCUUUCGUAUAAAAUAAUUUAAAUCGAGUUUUAAUUUUUUUAAUGAGGUUUACAAAAUCGAUGGCGAUUUUUGUGUUGGUUGUAAGUCUCGAUCUUUUAACUUUGCGCUUUUUCUGUAUUCGUACAUGAAAUCAUAAUUUAAGAAGCUGUUCCAAAGUAAUACAUACAUAUAUAUAUGUAUAAAUCAAAAAGUAAUUUAACCAUAACAUAUAAAAUACACAUUUAAAUGAAAAGAGUUCAAACAACAACAGGCCGGAGGGUUGCAUGUAAUCAAUUGCUGCGCUUUAUUUACCUCUCAUGUUUUAAUUUACAUGUUUAAUUUCGCCAAUCAUAUGAAGGCUCUAAAAAGUUAGAAAUUGACAAUUUGAGAAAUUGUAAAAUAGCUAUUCUACUUUUAUUGUAUUUUAUUUUGAAAAUUUCCAUACCAAUCAAGGCGCAUUAAACGGGUAGUAGCAGUAGAACAAAAACACUAAGUGCAAUGCUUUUUUGCUUAUGCUUUUGGUCCCAGUAAUGUCAAAAUCUAUAAACCAAGAGUAUUUUAAACAAAAUUUGACAAUUUAGAGACUAAAUAAAUAGAAAAAAAAUCAAUUCAGCUGUUUUGCAGCUGCUACCUGUUCAAUGCGCAUUGAUUCCAAUCGGUAUUUUGACAUGGCAUUGCUCAUGUAACAACGACUCAAGGCGCAUUCAUUAGAGAUGGUAGCACUAGAGCAACAACAAUGUUUUGUACGUUUGAUUGUCGAAGCAAAGUAUUGGCAAAGCCGUUUUGUAGUAAAGUACUUUUAGUACCUACCACCUUUAAUAGAUGCGAUUUGCAACGCUCAUACGUGAAAGUAGAUAUCGUAACGGAAAUAAAAAAAUUGCGUGUUAUACAACUAAAAAAUAACGAUGAUAAGUUGAAAAACCAACAGGUCGCUUCAACAGCUUAAAAUUUUCCUUAAGUAUUUUACAGGGUUGGUAUAAUUCAUAGGCGCCUGCCGUUGUUAAGGGGUUAGGGGUAGUCAGAGGCCCGAAAAAAUGAUGAUUUUCACGAAUUUUUUUUUGCUACUUAAUUAAUUUAUUUAACAAAAAUAAAAACAUAGCAUAAAAACAUCAUGUUUUAACUUGACUUCGCCAAAAUUUCAAAAAAAAAAAUUAAUAAUUGCAAAAGUUAUCGCUGUUUGUGUGAAGCCCGUUUCUCCAGAAGUCCCUUGCGGUGAACAUCACAAGUCCUUGCAGAUUCAUCUAAAACCAAUCGGAUGAGAAAAAUUAUUUUUAUUGAUAGAUAAUCUCGAGCCGGAUCGAAGCUUUUUUUUUUUUUCAAAAUGAACAAAAUGGCGGCCUCAGGAAAUAUUUUUCAGACUUUCGGGAAAAAACCAACAGUUAAUUGUUAAAAAAAAAUCGAAAUUUUUGAAAAAAAAAAAAAUCCUUCGAUCAGGCACAAGUUUUUUAUGUUUUUCAAAAGCUGUAUAAAUUUUAUUGAAAUCUACGUAGCGGUUUUUAAGUUACAGUGUUCACCAGUUUGAAAAACAUAGUUUUGAGAAAAACGCAUUUAAAGUUUUGCUAUCGGCUCCGGAGCGGCCGAGCGCCCUUUGUUAAUUGUUGAAUAACUUGAAAAGUAUUUGUCGGAUUCACUUCAAAUUUUUACACAAUAUUUUUAAAACAUUAUACUAUAAGAAAAUGCAAAAAAAACAAAAUCGAUUUUUUGAAAAUUCUGACUACCCCUAACCCCUUAAUGAGUUGCAGCCAUUUGUAUGUAUUUAUGUAUAUACAAGAAUUUAUGGCAAUUUUGUUUAAAAAAAAAGUUUUAUUAACAGUAUAUCAAUUAGCAGUUGCCCUCUUAAAAAUUUACAGCUAUUCUAUUAUUUAUCAAAUGCUUCUUAUACGUUUCUGUUAAAGGUUUUAAUCUAUUACAUAUGUACAUUUGUAUAAGUAUAUAUUUUGUAUUAUCUUUUACCAAAUGUUUAUUUGUAUAUUUUUUUGUUGAAUCAUUUAAAUUAGCUAAGUAUUUUUAUUUAAUAAUUUUUAAAUUUAAUAUUUAUUUAAAUUUUUUAUUAUAGUAUUGCGUCUUUUGCGCUUUUUUUGCCACCAAAUCUUUUUCAGUGAUGUUGUUGCACAACUAUAAAAAAAACAAUAACGAAAGUGUCACAGUAAAAAGUGUUGCAUAUAUUUUUUUUCAUUUGUGUCUGACUAGUUAUACCAAAACUUUGUAUGUAGAUAAGUCUAUACGUACUUACGUAUGAUAGUAAUUAAUUAAUUACGUAUGUAUGUAUACGUCAAGAUGCUUUUAAAUAAUAAAAGAAAAACUUUUAUUGACCAGUGUCAAAAAAUUAA
Anastrepha ludens (Mexican fruit fly) is the source of this 4019-nucleotide messenger RNA. Its product is annotated as glycerophosphodiester phosphodiesterase 1. NCBI's taxonomy places the organism in Eukaryota, Metazoa, Arthropoda, Insecta, Diptera, Tephritidae. Gene Ontology annotation, molecular function: phosphoric diester hydrolase activity. The record is from RefSeq and is a predicted model, not a curated record. Gene Ontology annotation, biological process: lipid metabolic process. The coding region runs from base 466 to 1488 and encodes 340 amino acids. The transcript is spliced from 6 exons.